Striga asiatica is the source of this 1254-nucleotide messenger RNA. The record is from the annotation of a GenBank genome assembly. NCBI's taxonomy places the organism in Eukaryota, Viridiplantae, Streptophyta, Magnoliopsida, Lamiales, Orobanchaceae.
CGAAGUGAAAAAAAUGUGGGUGCAAUUAUCGUGGGUGGGUGCUCGGACACGAACUCCAACUGUGAGCUAUACCCAGGUGAAUACUUGUUUAACAUUGUUAGUGUAUCUUUCAUGGGGAAAAAUUCAUGCAUCUAUAGGAGAAAGAUAAUGGAAAAUGGGAAAGGCAAGUUAGCAAGUGAAUUUGCAGCAAUGAGGGUAACCGACCCGUACAGUACCAAUGGCAGUGAUGGAUUGUUUCAGGUUAUGAGAGCAGUUGAAGCUGCCGAGGCAACGAUCAAACAGCAGGUGGAAGAGAACAAUCGAUGGAGAUCUGAACUUCAGAAAAAAAAUGAGGAACUUGAGAAAUAUAAAUCAGGUGAUGUCAAAUAUCCAACCUCUCAAUUUUCUGAUCGGUUGGGUGAUCAUGAACUGCAUCGAAAUGAUCAAAUAGUUCUAAAUUUGAGAAAUCAAAUUGAUGGUGAGAGAAAUGCGGGAAUUACUUCUGAACAUGAUUCGCCAAAUUCCUUUGCUCUUGAAUCAGAUGUGAUUCGAAGUGAUAAAAAUCAUGCAAUGAGAAUUUUUGCAGAAAGCCAAAGUGAUAGCAAUACAGUCAAUAGAUCAUUGAACAUGACUCAUGGAGAAUCAGAUAAUUUUGGCGUCUCCCAGAUUCUGUCACCAUCCAUCACAUUGUUUACCCCUGCAAGGUACAUGCAAGUAGGCAAUUUGGAUCCAGAGUUCAGAUAUUCGGGAAAGGAUUUGAUUUCAAUGGCUGACAGUAGUUCGAAGCAGGGUAUUGUUGUGAGGAUACGGGAGCACGAAGAGGAGAUUCUACAGUUGAGCAAGCAUCUUGCAGAAUAUUCAAUAAAGGAAGCACAAAUUAGCAAUGAGAAAUAUGCACUCAAGAAAAGAAUGUCAUACAUGCGUCUGGCAUUUGAUCAGCAACAGCAGGAUCUCAUUCUUGCUGCUUCUAAAGCAGUUUCCUACAGACAAGACAUAAUGGAGGAGAAUGUUCAUCUAACGUAUGCAUUACAGGCUGCUCAACAAGAAAGAACAACAUUCAUAAAUUCUCUAAUGUUCUUUCUUACGGAGUAUUCUCUCCAGCCGCUUACUUCCGAUGCACAAUCCAUUGUCAGUAAUGUAAAGGUUCUGUUUAGACAUUUACAGGAGCAGCUUCUUGUGACUGAGGGAAAGCUCAAAGAAUCACAGUACCAGCUAGCACCCUGGCGUUCAGAUGUGAAUCCCUCCAACUUCAUGCGGGCUCCGAUUUAUCCUAUU